AUGGCAUUCGACGACGACGAUAGCAAUACUGUCGUUGCUGCGCCGACGGGCGACGCACAGCAACGUGCUACUCCCAACAAUGUCGCGAGAGCAGAGGAUGCCAUUGACGAAGAAGAGGACGAAGAGGGCGCGCCGCAAGACUUCCGACACUUUUCUUCCCUCUUUAGCAAGAAAAAAGGGGUGUCCAGUCAAACGCUACGCCGUGGCGAGAAGGACUUUGAGACACACGGUACGCGCGCUCAAGAAGGCCUAUUGGAGCAGAGCAGACGGGCUAUGGAAGAUGUUCUCAGCUAUACAAGAGUGCACGGUGCAAAGAACUGGUGUCGCGGCUGGUACAUGCCUGACAUAUGGGAGAAUUAUGAGACUUCCACAAAAGACAGGGAGGUUAGUCCGGAGUUGCGAAAGCGCGAGAUCUAUGCCAGGGAGAGGGUUGUGGGAGUGGACUCGCCCAACGGCAAGUGGUACAGCUCCAUGGGCAGCAACAUCCCUAACCCGGAUAGGUCGCAACCAGGAUGGGAUCGGCUCUGGCUACUGCCGGAGGAGGCUCUCUUUCUGGUUGAGCGCGGCUCUUUGGAUUUGUGGUGGCCGACGCGUCCCGCUGCGGAUAUAUGGCCUUUACCUCGGAACCCUAAGGACGUCGGCGACGGAAGCGAGGAGGAUGACGGUCCACGCCAGAGAGCACCGAAACCAUCCAUGGGUCUAGGGCUAGAUGACGACUAUAACCUCGGCGUUCCUCUCAGUCUUCAGGCGGCUUACUCGCUACUUAUAGGCACCGAAGGGGAAAGAGGUAAGGUGACCCUCGAAAAAUUCCAGGUCUACGCCAAUCUCAGAAGGCAUGGGUAUAUCGUUCUUCGGGCCGUGGAUGAGCAUUUUCCAGAGUGUACCCCGGACACGCCGCGCUCCCUUCUUCAUUGGCUCUUUUCCUUCGUCCCAUCCGCACAUGCUAGCCGCCUGUCGCCUGCGCCCUACGGUCCGCUAGUGAAACCUGGAGUCUACCGAUCAUAUGAACAAAUAUUUAAGCAGUUACAUCUCAUACAUCGCCACAGGCCUGGUGAAAAACAUAAGCCAGCAGAAAGUUUGGCCGAGAGUAAUCCUUUCAAGAUCCAUUACCACGUCUGGAAAGCAUCGACAACUGGUCUUGCCAAGACUCGGCCUCCGCCUCCUGACUUCUACAUCUCUGUUGUCGAUGCGCGAACCACGGCCGUACCGUCGUUGUCGGAGAUAUCGGCUUUGCUGGAAGCCACACCUCCCAACCCGCCCAGAGAGACAUGGAAGGGACAUGGAAUGCUAUAUCCCAGACUGAAGCAUGGACAUCGCAAUGUCAUUCUUGCAGUAGUCGACCACGGAAUUGUCAACUACGUUAGGUUUGGCGAAGGAGCGUUUGGGUCGGAGCCGAUAUCAUCGAGAUUCGACUAUAUAGCAGCGCCAAAGGGUGGAAAGAGAGGAGGCGGUGGAGGCGGUAGGGGAAGAGGAGGUGGUCGCGGUGGAAGAGGGCGUGGUAGGGGGAGACACCGAGCUUGA
Molecule: messenger RNA, 1521 nt
Organism: Pyricularia pennisetigena
Lineage: Eukaryota; Fungi; Ascomycota; Sordariomycetes; Magnaporthales; Pyriculariaceae
Exons: 1
Coding region: 1-1521 (506 amino acids)
Biological process (GO): tRNA-type intron splice site recognition and cleavage
Cellular component (GO): tRNA-intron endonuclease complex
Source: RefSeq, a predicted model, not a curated record